UGGCUUUGCUCGGGGUGGAAGUAAAAUGUCGCUUUUCCCCUCACUGUGCCGAAGCAGCUGCAUACAGUUGGCUGUUAACUCUGUAAAGACUGAGUGCUCGUGAAAGUGUCAAGGAUUACCUAGGAUGGGGCGCCGGGCUGGCUCAGUGGGUGGAGCAUGUGAUUCUUGACCUUGGGGUUGUGGGGUCCAGCCCCAUGUUGGCUGCUGCGAUUACUUAAAAAUAAAAUCCUAAAAAAAAAAUUGCCUAGGAAGGAUGAGGUAUAUGAACGUGGGCUGAAAGAAUUAAAUCAUGUAUUUUAUAUGACAAAGGGAGGUUAAUAAUCUCAUGAAUCUUUUACAAAUACCCAGUGCAAAUGAUAGACUCCAAGGGACAGGGCAGAAAUGACUAUUUUAUUUAUUUUAAUUUUUAUUUUGUUUUGAGAGAGACAAAGACAGCACAGUUCGGGGGAGGGGCAGGGAGACAGGGAGACAGAGAAUCUCAAGCAGGCUCCACCCUGCCAGCGCAGAGCCUGACUUGGGGCUCGAACUCUCGAAAUCGUGAGACCAUGACCUCGGCCGAAACAAGAGUCGGACACUUAACCCAAUGAGCCAUCCAGUGAUUUAAAGUGGAUCCCCAAAAGUGAUUUAAAAGCUAGUUUCAAUUUGCCUCACAUCAUGGAGGAAUCUUUUCCAGACAGGUGUGUAUACAUACAUUAUACAUCUAUAGACACACAUAUAUACAUGCACACAUGCUGUCAGUAAUUCAUAGGUUAUUCCUAAUUCCUAUACUUCCCCAGGCCAUCUGAGUAUGAAGUACAUGCACACACGUAUAUAUGUAUACUCCUGUACAUAUUCAAGGGGGUAAAAGCGUAGGACAAGGAGGACAGUGCUGAGUGAAAAAAGAAUUUUGUUUACAGAGGGGUUUCUAUUUUUUUUAAAUCAUAUUUAAUGAUAAAAUAGCAGAGCAAGAAGAAUUUAAAAAGUAGUUACGUGAAAGAAAAUGCCCAUGAACUGCCUUUUUGUUGCUUGGUUUUACUUUUUUUAAACAUGCAAGCAAGCUUUCAUCGUUAUGCAUGUUAGAAACUCUACUACAAGUAUCUGUAUCUUAGGGACAUUUUUUUCUUGGAAGGCAUUUCCAUACCUCGGGAUACCUCCGGGGAGAUAACUACCUGCUCUUAUGUCAUCACAAGAAUCACUAUCUGCCUUGUGAUUUGAUGCCUUUACAAAUCUGCCAUAAGUUGUGGGUUUAUUAUGUUAAAAAAUUGCCCCUGGUAUUUAAAAUUUUUUUUUAAUGUUUUUAUUUACUUUUUUGAGACACAGAGAGACAUAGCAUGAGCAGGGGAGGGGCAGAGAGAGAGGGAGACACAGAAUCUGAAGCAGGCUCCAGGCUCUGAGCUAUUAGCACAGAGCCUGACGCGGGGCUCGAAUUCAUGGAGUGUGAGAUCAUGACCUGAGCCGAAGUCAGACGCUCAACGAACUGAGCCACCCAGGCACCCCACCCCUGGUAUUUUUUAAAAUGUAGUCUUUCCACAACUAAAUGGCAAAACUGUACCUUGGCCUCAGUAAAGAAAAUAAAAUUUUAACUAGGAAGUUACUAAAGCAUAAUAUUUUAUGGGAUUUUGUGUCAAGUACCCCCGUCAUUAGUGCACAGUGUGUGCCAAAGGAUAAAGACAGAAUACUUAGUUAAAUCCAGGAGACUUCUAAUGACAAGGGAAAUAUUCAAGCUCGGAUAGCCCACGUAGGCCCUCAAAUAAUGAACUUUCUCAAGCACCCAUUUGAAGAAUCAAUGGUAUAUUUCUUUUCAGUCCCAACUUACAAACUUACUUUGAGAUACUUCAGAAUCGUUCCCUCUCCUAUGGAAGGCUUUGUUAGGAACAAGGGGGAAACUGUAAAAGAGAGGAAGAGUGUGGUGGAGACCAUUAGCGUCAUUCUGCACAUCUCUGUGGUUCUUCCUUCUCUAUGGCCCCCUUUGGCCCACUGCCAUCUUGGGCAGCAAGCAGACGAGAUAUUGCGUGGGUUAUAUCCAGGCAUGUAGAGGACUUAUGAUUGCCGCUGUCAGUCUGGGCUUUUUUGGUUCCAUAUUUGCCCUGUUUGGAAUGAAGUGUACCAAAGUCGGAGGCUCAGAUAAAGCCAAAGCUAAAAUUGCUUGUUUGGCUGGAAUUGUAUUCAUACUGUCAGGGUUGUGCUCAAUGACCGGUUGUUCCCUCUACGCAAACAAAAUCACAACGGAAUUCUUUGAUCCUCUCUAUGUUGAGCAGAAACCAGGAGCAUCUGCGGGCAGAGACCACAUCUUGCUGAUUUUGGAGUCUCUUGUGCCUAGUGCCUGCUCCAUGACAUUUACAGCAAGGAGGCUGGUCAGCAGUGUUAUAGGACUGUCUGUCUGCAUCUCUCCUGGAGUGGGAAGACUGAGCGUGUUUGUGGACAUCUGGGACCUACGGGCAUGUCAUGUGGACAUGAGGGCAGGAGGCAGCAUAAGCACAGUGUCAAAGAGCGAGGCCCUGGAUCCAGCACCUCCUGGCUGCCUGGGGGGAAAGCCCGGCUCUGCUGCUUAUUUGUUGUGUAACCUUGAAGAAGGUCCGUGUCUUUUCUGUGUCCUGCGUCCCUCCUCUGUGCUACGGAGGUGGCAAAUAAAUAUUCAGCUCUUUAGAAGCAUGCAUCACACGGUAGGCACUCAGUAAACGUUCACUGUUAUUUUUAAGGAUACUGGCCCUUAGCACCGUGCAUCAAUGUCGCAGUUCAUUACUUGAGGUCGUGUACUAAGGUGAGCCAUAGAGUAAUGAAUAUUGAAAUGUUGGAAGCCUGGUAGAAGUGAUAACUGUUGUUAAGACGCUUGGCUCUCAAAUAGAAGGCAGGUUUGAAAGGGACAAUUUAAAAGAAACAAGGCUUGAGUAAUUUCUUCUUUUCUUCUAAUCGCCUCAGUCGUAGCAUUGAGUUGGAGACGUGCAACCCCCAGGAACUGUCAAGUUCAUAGACAUUCUUGAGACCCUUCCCAAGAGAGCCAUCCUGCAUACAUCUGUCCCUGGUUUGAUUCUGAGACACUUUCAGGUAGCCCGUGGGGGAUUCUGAAUAAAAUGCGGGAUCUGCUUUUAAAUGACUCAGGCUUUUUUUGCUGCAAAUUCAUCCGUAUGUUUUUUCUCUGAACACAAGCAGAUGCGCACACUCACCUGCGCACGCACGGACUCAAAGCUCUGGCCAUGCCCUCAGGGGUCGCAAGGCAGCUUCGAAGUUCCAGGAAUUUCCUGUCUUGAAGCACAGCCCCCUCUGCAGUGUCUGCUUGUUCAGACUUCACAGCGUGUGUGCGAACACGUUAUCACGCCUGCUGCCUGCUUUGAGUAUAAGGACUCGGCACAUCAUUUUCACUUAAAACCAAAGAGGGCCCAGGAAACCCCCCAAUUCUCCAUAUGACUGGAGAUGGAGCUAAACAACAGAUUUGUUUUGGAAUUGGCCUAUGUGAUUUUGGGGGACAGGACAUAUUUCUUUUAAGUUGUAAUUUACCUUAGCUAAUAUUAUAUUGUUACACUGUGGAUUUUUUUUUUUUUAAUUUCCGUGAAUACUUGGCAGGAAUUAGGGCUUCUGUAAAGAUACUCCCUGUGCGUGCAGAUGGUUGGAGGGGGGUGGCGGCACAUAGGCUAAGAGGCAGGUUUCAGAGUUACACCCCGGCUCAGCUCCUGUCCCUGCCCUCGCUCUUUUGGGAUCUUAGGGGAGCUGCAGUUGUCUGUCUGGAUAAGAGAGGUAAUCCCUCCUGCUUCUCAGUGUGAAGAGGACAGAAGAAAAUAACGUAGCUACAGCACUCACCACAUCAGCAUGUUAUUAAUAUAGAACGUUUGUAGAAUUUUGUUGAUAAAUCACAGCACACAGAAAAGAAACGCAUGUAUGUCUGUUUUAAUCUAGCCACAAGAAAGCAAUUUAGAACUGACACCAAAAAGAUCAGUCUUUAUUUUGGGUUUCCUAAAUGUGAGAAUUCUGCGUGAAGUUUCCGUGUAGAAGUGGAUGCUUAUUAUUUAAACUCUACGUUAGCUGCCAUUUGGGAGGUACCUGUUAGUACUUUGUAAGUCUCCUGGAAGCUUCGGGUGAGAAAUCCUGUGGCAUCUUGUGGGCAGUGGGAGAGAAACCAUUAGCCGAUGGGAUUGUGUAAGGGAAAGCUAGACUGUGAGCAGGGUGGGGAGGUACACAGGCUGGGU
Acinonyx jubatus (cheetah) is the source of this 4160-nucleotide messenger RNA. It is a transcript of the gene CLDN10, whose product is annotated as claudin 10. The coding region runs from base 2022 to 2657 and encodes 211 amino acids. Gene Ontology annotation, molecular function: structural molecule activity. The record is from RefSeq and is a predicted model, not a curated record. The transcript has 4 exons. Lineage: Eukaryota; Metazoa; Chordata; Mammalia; Carnivora; Felidae. Gene Ontology annotation, cellular component: plasma membrane; bicellular tight junction. Gene Ontology annotation, biological process: cell adhesion; bicellular tight junction assembly.